CCAUGUCAACUUGCCACCGAUCUGUCCACGAACAGCCAUCGCUGGAGGAGCUUCGCGCCAAUCAUCGUCGUGUUCCUUGGUCGCCGUUGAACAAAACUGCGAAGGGAGGGAGAGACGCACGAAGGAGACAGGGUCGCGACCAGCCUCGUUGUCGUUAGUGUUGCGGGUCACCACCGUUGAGGUCGUUGUCGCCGCUAAAAGUAACAUCCUCUGUCGUUGAUUGUGAGAAAGAGAAGCGUGCAAAGCUUGAGCCGUGGAAAAGGGUCGCCUUGUCAUUUUGGCUCGCCGCCGCUACCAGUGUUUUUGCCGCUGUCCGGGCCGCAGGGGAGGAUGAGAGAGAGGGUCACGUGGAAGGUGGUCACCGCGAAGCGGCCACUGUUGUUGUUGUUUCUUGCCGCCGUUCUAUUGCUGAAACCACUGCCGAAGCUUCUGCAGUUUGGUUCAUUCGUUACUUCUUUGUUACGGGUUGAGUUCUGGCUAUUGCGAGUCACAAUUGAAGCUGUGGUUGCUGUGGGUCGCGAGGAAAAAGGGGUUUUUGACGCGUUUGAUAUUGUGAGUUUCGACGAGUUGAGGGCACAUAAUCCCUCUAAUGGUGACAGGGCACGUAUUCCCUCUAAUGAUAUUAAUGCGCAACAGAGAGAUAGUGUCCGGGUUAGCUACCGGACAUGUCAGGUUUGGCUAUAUAACCAACAAAUGAGCUCAUUAGACAUAGGACAUGUAUUCAUCAUGCAUUUGUAUGCUUUGCUAGAGUUUGAAUUUGUUUUGGUUUGCUUAAUUGCUUAACUGUUAUUAACUGCUAUCUGAGCUAUUUGCUGUAAUUGCUAUCCAUACUUGUGUGUUUUCCUUGUCUAUUUUGCCUGUGUUUGUUUUUGUUGUGGUACCUUAACAUUGGAUAUUGAUGAUGAGAUGAUGAUUUGAUUGUUGGAUUUGUUUGAGUUACUCGAGCUGAAGGCUGUGAUUAGUUUCUAAUUGAGGUUUUAGGAAAGUAUGAAAAAUCAAACUGGUUCAGCAUGGACUUCAUGAACCUAUGUUUGGAACAGAUUAGUCAUUCAUACAGACUAGGAAAUUAAUUAAGAUUUUCUUAUAAGAAAAGAAAUGUUUUGGUUUUCUGGAUCUUUAAAUAUUGGAUUUUAAAAAAAGGUUUUGCAUGUUUAGUUGUUGGUUUUUAAAGUUUUAAAGAUUCAUAGGACGAACGAAUAUCACUGCCCUGAAAUCAAUUCUUCUCUUUAUACUUAUCUUCUUAUAGCAAUUCUUAAAAAUUCUCUAUUAAGAACCCUUUUGAGGAUGAUGUUCUCACCCCCUACAAACUUCUCU
Molecule: messenger RNA, 1314 nt
Organism: Arachis ipaensis
Lineage: Eukaryota; Viridiplantae; Streptophyta; Magnoliopsida; Fabales; Fabaceae
Source: RefSeq, a predicted model, not a curated record